UGUUCUCACAGAUAUCUGAAGCUGAACAUGCUGGCUAGAAAUGACUCCUUAGUGACUGAGUUUAUUCUUGCUGGAUUAACAGAGCGUCGAGAGCUCCAGCAACCCCUCUUUUACUUGUUUCUAAUGAUCUACAUUGUCACCAUGGUGGGCAACCUCAGCUUGAUCAUUCUUAUUGGUCUAAAUGCUCACCUCCACACCCCCAUGUACUAUUUCCUCUUCAACCUUUCCUUCAUUGAUCUCUGUUACUCUUCUGUUUUCACGCCCAAGAUGCUCAUGAGCUUUGUAUCCAGGAGGAAUAUCAUCUCCUACGUCGGGUGCAUGACUCAGCUGUUUUUCUUUCUGUUUUUCGUCAUCUCCGAAUGCUAUAUGUUGACCUCAAUGGCCUAUGAUCGCUAUGUGGCCAUCUGUAACCCGCUGCUGUAUAAGGUCACCAUGUCCCAUCAGGUCUGUUCAGUGCUCGCUUUGGCUGCAUAUGUGAUGGGACUUGCUGGAGCCUCUGCCCACACAGGGUGCAUGCUUAGACUAACCUUCUGCAGUGUGAACGUCAUCAACCAUUACUUGUGUGACAUCCUCCCACUGCUCCAACUCUCUUGCACCAGCACUUAUGUCAAUGAGGUCGUAGUUCUCAUUGUCGUGGGUGUUAAUAUCACCGUGCCGAGUUUCACCAUUCUGAUUUCUUACAUCUUCAUCAUCGCUAGCAUUCUUCAUAUCAAAUCUGCUCAAGGAAGAUCGAAAGCCUUCAGUACUUGUAGCUCCCACAUUAUUGCUCUUUCACUGUUUUUUGGUUCAGCAGCAUUCAUGUAUCUUAAAUAUUCUUCUCCUGGAUCUAUGGAGCAGGGAAAGGUUUCUUCUGUUUUCUAUACUAACGUGGUGCCCAUGCUCAAUCCUUUGAUUUACAGUUUGAGGAAUAAGGAUAUCAAAGUUACACUGAAAAAUUUCCUGUUCAAAAUUCGGUGGAGAAGCAUGUUCUAA
This is a messenger RNA of Phacochoerus africanus (Common warthog), 972 nucleotides long. RefSeq names its product olfactory receptor 8B3-like. The coding region runs from base 28 to 972 and encodes 314 amino acids. The transcript has a single exon. Lineage: Eukaryota; Metazoa; Chordata; Mammalia; Artiodactyla; Suidae. The record is from RefSeq and is a predicted model, not a curated record. Gene Ontology annotation, molecular function: odorant binding; G protein-coupled receptor activity; olfactory receptor activity. Gene Ontology annotation, biological process: sensory perception of smell; G protein-coupled receptor signaling pathway. Gene Ontology annotation, cellular component: membrane.